CAUUUCUAAAAUACAUUCGUUCGAAGUUUGUCGUAAAGCGCUGCAAGUAAAUUAAUAUUUUUUAAAAUGUCGAUCUGGACACCAUUGGAAUCCAACCCGGAGGUGCUGACCAAAUACAUACAUAAGCUGGGCGUGUCGUCGGCCUGGUCUGUGACUGACGUCAUCGGCCUGGACGAAGAGCUGCUGGCAAUGCUGCCGCGUCCCGUGAAGGCCCUCAUCUUGCUCUUUCCCAUUAGCGAGGCUUAUGAAAAACAUCGCGCUGACGAGCACGAGCGCAUCAAGGCUGCGGCUGAACCGGAAAAAUAUCCGGAAGAUCUCUUUUAUAUGAAACAAUUCACCCACAACGCCUGCGGCACCGUUGCCCUCAUCCACAGCGUGGCCAAUAAUAAGGACAUCGAAAUAGCCGCCGGCGUUUUGAAGAAUUUCUUGGAGAAGGGCGCCAACCUAUCGCCCGAGGAACGCGGCCAGGCUCUAGAGCAGGACAACGCUUUUACCGAAGACCAUCAGAUGCUGGCCCAAGAGGGACAAACCGAUGCCGGUGCCUAUGAAACCGUUGUACAUCAUUUCAUUGCACUGGUCAACAAGGAGAACACCCUAUACGAGCUAGAUGGACGCAAGUCGUACCCAAUCAGUCACGGCAAGACCUCGGACGAGACCUUUUUGCUAGACGCUGCCAAGGUGUGCAAGGAGUUCAUGGCACGCGAUCCCGACGAUGUGCGUUUCACCGUGCUGGCUCUGGCUGCCACACAGGAAUAGAGCGCCCACCCAAUCAUCUAAAAUAUAUACAUCUAAAUCUAUUAUAUGAUCUCUGAUCUAUACACAUACGCCUAUUUAUAUAUUUGUAAGGCCGCGUUAGAAACGCUUCUGGCCAUCAUUAUACGCAUAUUUAACCCGCACUUGAAUGUA
Messenger RNA from Drosophila novamexicana, 906 nucleotides. It is a transcript of the gene Uch, whose product is annotated as ubiquitin carboxyl-terminal hydrolase. The record is from RefSeq and is a predicted model, not a curated record. The transcript has 4 exons. Gene Ontology annotation, molecular function: cysteine-type deubiquitinase activity. Bases 67 to 756 code for a protein of 229 amino acids. Gene Ontology annotation, cellular component: cytoplasm. Gene Ontology annotation, biological process: ubiquitin-dependent protein catabolic process; protein deubiquitination. Lineage: Eukaryota; Metazoa; Arthropoda; Insecta; Diptera; Drosophilidae.